This is a messenger RNA of Neltuma alba, 1308 nucleotides long. Its product is annotated as receptor-like protein EIX2. The record is from RefSeq and is a predicted model, not a curated record. The transcript has a single exon. Lineage: Eukaryota; Viridiplantae; Streptophyta; Magnoliopsida; Fabales; Fabaceae. The coding region runs from base 1 to 1308 and encodes 435 amino acids. Gene Ontology annotation, molecular function: protein binding.
AUGACUAACUUGUCUUUCGUAUCUCUUUCUCAUGAUGAAAUUUCUGGACAAAUACCAGAGUCCAUUGGAGAUAUGUGUGAUUCUCUAUUGACCAUUGAUCUUUCAAGCAACAACUUCAUCGGAAGGAUCCCUUCCAGCCUUGCAAAUUGUUCCAUCUUACAAGCACUAGAUCUUAGCGAGAACAAGUUGUCAGGAGUUAUUCCAAAUUCCUUAGGUCAAUUGCAACAGCUGACGUUAUUGCACCUAAGUGACAACCAACUCUCGGGGAAGUUGCCAUCAUCAUUCAUGAAUUUAUCAUAUUUGCAAACCUUGGAUCUUGGAAACAAUGAACUUUCCGGUGGAAUUCCUUCUUGGAUUGGAGAUGGAUUUUCAAAUCUUGCAAUUCUUAACUUGAGGUCCAAUGCAUUCUUUGGGGAAAUACCUCAUGAGCUCUCAAAACUAAGUUCAUUGCAAGUCCUGGAUCUUGGGGAGAAUGACUUGAGUGGUAGCAUUCCAACCAGUUUUGGUGAUCUUAAAGCAAUUACUGAAGAGAAAAGAAACGACAAAAAUUCAGAAUAUAUGAUAUAUCAAGAUGUGUACAAUAAGUUCGUGUCCUAUCAGGUUGAGGACUAUCAAGAUAGGUUGGUUGUGAAUACAAAAGGCCAAUCAUUGAUGUACACCAAGACUCUUUCUCUUGUCACCAAUAUAGACCUUUCUGGAAACAAAUUGUCUGGAGGAAUCCCCCAUGAAAUGACAAAACUAUCUGGUCUAAUGUACUUGAACUUGUCAAGAAAUCACAUUACUGGCAGCAUUCCUGACAGCAUAUCAAAUAUGCAUCAAUUAUCAUCCCUUGAUCUGUCCAGCAAUCAACUUGCUGGCUCCAUUCCUCAAAACCUGUCUUCCUUGUCAUUUUUGAGCUACUUGAAUUUGUCUUACAACAACCUUUCAGGUCCCAUUCCUUACACUGGUCAAACAACAACUUUUGAGGCAUCUUCAUUUGCUGGAAAUCCUAGUCUUUAUGGUUGUCCCCUUCCCGUGAAAUGCCUACGUAAUAAUGAUGACCUUGCCGGUGGUUCUGAUAAUGGAGCAAGUACUAAGGAAACAAUUGAUGGUGAUGAUGAUGGGUUGAUUGAUCAGGGGUUUUACUUGAGUCUUGGUGUGGGAUUCGCAGCUGGGCUUUUGGUACCUUAUUUCAUAGUAUCAAUGAAUAGGUCUUGGAGUGAUGCUUACUUUGAUUUUUGGGAUGUAGUUAUUAUUAGAUUUCUUGUGUUUUUGCAUAAAAGAAAAAUCAGCCAAGGCCGCAAUAUCAAGCCUCAUCAUAGACAAUAA